This is a messenger RNA of Closterium sp. NIES-65, 4011 nucleotides long. NCBI's taxonomy places the organism in Eukaryota, Viridiplantae, Streptophyta, Zygnematophyceae, Desmidiales, Closteriaceae. The record is from the annotation of a GenBank genome assembly.
AUGGAUCCGUUUUCCCGCUGCAGCCGCGCGCGCCCGGCGCCGUUGCUGCGCGCGGCGGUGGUGCUGCAGGCGGCGGUGGCGCUCAUCGGCGCGCUUAUGGUCUUCCCCGUGCUCUCCGACGCCGCGUCCGUCGUCGAUGUCUACAGAAUGAUCCAGUACGAUUUGGGCGGCGCGCCGUUCGGGUCGCGCAAGGCGUCGUUCAGCCUGUACGCGUCGUCGGGGCUGUCCACGUCAGCAGCGUCGGAGGCGGAUCUGAUGCGCGCCGUGAUCGUGAUGCCGAUCCAACGGAUCAACUUCACCCUCCUCGAUGAGGUGGUGGCGGGAUCCCGCAAGGUGGGAGGGCUGCUCUUCAUCCUGCCACGUCACUUCAGCUCCUCGCUGCCAGAUGGCGGUCAGGGAGAGGAGGACGAUGCGGACGAUGACGCCAGCAAGGCCGGGGCAGGAGAGGGCGCGGGGGAGGUGAAGGAGCACGUGGAGGUGGUGGCGCGGCUAGAGGAGCGGCUGCUGGACGCCAACAUACCGGUGCCUGUGUAUUUCGCUGUUGACAAUGCUGAGCUGUCAAAGCUGGCGGCUGACGUGGAGAGCAACGACAGGGCGGGCAAGCCAGCAUCGGCCACCAAUGGCGGCUUCAAGCUGGUGGUAACAGCAGGCGAGCCCCGCAAGCUGCCGGCCUCCUCGCCCCUGCCGGCAUUGGAGGCAUGGCUGUACGGCGACGGGCAGGGGCAGGGGCAGGCGCAGGGCGGGAGGAGGGAGGCGCUGCCCAUAGUGGCGGUGGUGGCGCCGCUUGACACCUUCGGCCUCGUGCCUUCGCUCGCAUCCGGCCCGGCCAGCAGUGCCAGCGGGGUGGCGGCGGUGCUGCAGGUGCUGCGCCUCUUCUCGCGCCUGUUCGCGCUGCUGCCCUCUGCGCGUCCGCCCUUCCACCUGCUCUUCCUGCUCUCCUCCGGGGGACCCUUCAACUUCGACGGCACUCGCCAGUGGCUAGCCUCGUUGGACCAGAGUGUGCAGGACCGCCUCGAGUUCGCCAUCUGUCUGCGCGCCAUUGGUGCAGCGCCAGGGGCAGCGGAGGGGGGCAGUGGGUUGCACCUGCAUGCGUCGCGGCCUCUCAAGGACCCCACCAUCAGUGCACUCUUCCAUGGCCUGUCCUCCGCUGCAGCAGCCGCGGACCCACGGACCUCCAUCGCCCUGGUGCACAAGAAGGUGAACAUCUCGGACGCGCGUGUGCCGUGGCAGCACGAGCUCUUCUCGCGCCGCAAGCUCGUUGCCGCAUCGCUCUCCUCCCUGCCCUCCGCGCCGCCCUUCCUGCGCCACUGGGGGGGGCUGGCUGACACCAGGGAGUCAGUGGGCGAGCACCAGUUGCUGGCUGCCACGCGCCUCAUUGCUGAAACCAUUGCGAGCCACAUUUUCAACAGCAGCAGCACCAGCACAGCCCCAUCUGAGGGAGCGGCGGCAGCCCCUCCCCCCAUCGCCUUCUUCCCACCCAACUCAUCGCUCGCCCCCAGCCUCCCCUACCUCUCUCACUGGCUCUCCCUCCUCUCCCGCGCGCCACGUGUCGCCCCGCUAUUGGCCAAGGACGACCCAAUAAUUGCCGCCAUCCAAGCAGAGCUGGCGUUGCAUGCGGACAAGGUGGAGGUGAGGAAAGCAGCUCUGGACCCGCACUACACACUCUACUCCACGCCGCAUGCUCAGAUGCACAUUUACCAGGUGGCCAGCAUCACCUUCGAUUUAGUCACAUUCCUUGCAGUGGCCAUCUACCUCUCCUCGCUCUUCGUCAUCCUCCAUACAGCCACCAAGGGCUUUGACGACCUGGUGGCGCUCUUCAAGGGCAAGCCCGCCUACCGCAAGGCAAAGCCUUCGCUCAAGUGCACGCCAUUUGAGCCGCAUGUGACGGUGAUAGGAGCGUUUGGGGCGAGGGAGGGGUUGGACGAGCAGGAGGUGGUGAAGCGCAUGGAGCGAUUGAGUGCGUCCUUAAAGCCAUACGACAUCCAAGUCAUGGAGCUGGCUGCUGGUCGGCUCUUCUUCCAAUGCGUGUACAUCAAGAUGCUGCCUUCAAAAGAGGUGCUCCAUGUGCACAACGAGGCAGUGGAAGUGAUGGGCAUGGACAGGAAUUCCGUUGCUGCAUACAUGCCUCAUCUCAGCCUCAUUUAUGGUGAUCUCUCAGACGCCCAGAAGCAGGACGCCAAAGCAGCGGUUGAAGAGACAUUUUCAUCCCUGCUCCCUCCCAAGUCCGCAUCGCUACCAUCUCCUUCCUUCCAUGUGCAGUGCCGUGGCGUGCUCUCGUCGUCCACAGUCACAACCGCCUCCAGGAAGGUUCCCGAAGUCUCCCUUCAAUUUCGGCAGAGCACCAUGAGCGUGGUCGGCUUCGAUGUGGGGAACGAGAGGGGCGUGGUAGGCAUUGCGCGACAACGCGGAAUCGACAUCGCGCUUAACGAGGAGUCCAACCGCGAGACCCCCAAUGUCGUCUGCUUCGGCGAAUCGCAGCGAUAUCUGGGCGUCGCAGGAGCGGCGUCGUACACGAUGAACCCUAAGAACACGGUGUCGCAGAUCAAGCGCAUGAUCGGGCGGAAAUUCGCAGAUCCCGAGUUCCAGAAGGACCUCCCGAUGUUCCCGUUCCGCUGCUCAGAAGGCCCCGACGGCGAUAUUCUCGUGCACGUCAUGUACAUGAACGAGCCCAGGACGUUCACGCCCACCCAACUUCUUGCGAUGGUUCUGAAUGGAUUAAAAGCGAUCGGCGAGAAGGACCUGGGGUCGAAGAUCACGGAUUGCGUGAUCGGUAUCCCCGUAUACCUCACCGACGCGCAGCGCCGCGCGUAUCUGGAUGCUGCCACCAUCGCGGGGCUGCACCCGCUUCGGCUAAUGCACGAGCCGACGGCCACCGCGCUGGCGUACGGAAUUUACAAGACGGAUCUGUCGGAAACCGAGCCACUCAAUAUCGCGUUCGUGGACAUCGGGCACUCGACGAUGCAGGUGUCGAUCGUGGCGUUCAAGAAGGGCCAGCUGAAGGUGCUGGCGCACGCGUUCGACCGGUCGCUUGGCGGGCGCGACUUCGACGAGGUGCUCUUCAACCACUUCGUCGACGAGUGCGCGCGCAACCACAAGCUCGACAUCCGCUCCAACGCGCCGCGCGUGCCUCCGCCUGCGCACCGCGUGCGAGAAGCUCAAGAAAGUCCUCAGCGCCAACCCGAGUCGCCGCUGCACGUGAGUCGCACGACACUGGCCUCCCUCCGCGACCAGUUCGAGCAGAUGGCCAAGCCCAUCCUCGAGCGCGUCAAGGCGCCUUGCGCGCGCGCGCUGCUCGAGUCGGGCAUCACCGUCGAUCAGAUCUCAGCCGUCGAGCUGGUGGGGUCCGGGUCGCGCGUGCCGGCCAUCAUGAAGAUUCUCGCGGAGUUUUUCGGCAAGGAGCCGCGCCGCACGAUGAACGCUAGCGAGUGCGUCGCGCGCGGGUGCGCGCUGCAGUGCGCCAUGCUCAGCCCCGCCUUUAAAGUCCGCGAGUUCGAGGUGCACGACACGUACCCGUUCGCCAUCGCACUCUCCGUGGAAGCAAGCGGAGCGCGGCGACGUCCGCGGAGGGCGCCUGAGGGCGGCGGAGAGGAGGCGGCGGCGCAGCCGAACCAGGUGGUGUUCUCGAAGAACAACCCGCUGCCGAGCUCGAAGCUGCUGACGUUCUACCGCACGGAGGCCUUCACCAUCGACGCCUUCUACGCCAACCCCGAGGACCAGACCGUUGGCGCCAACACGCGCAUCGGCACCUUCACUGUAGGUCCGUUCGCACCGUCGCGGCCGGAUUCGAAGCCGAAGCUUAAGGUGAAGAUCCGACUCAACCUGCACGGCAUCCUGUCCGUCGAAUCCGCCACGCUGCUGGAGGAGAGGAGGGUGGAGGUGCCGGCCAAGAAGGCCGCCAAGGACGCCGCUGCUGCCCCCCGCAGCCGCCGAUGCAGCUGGGGGCGCCCAUGGAGGCCGAUGCUGCUGCUGCUUGCAGCUGGUGGCGCGGAGGGCGAUGCCAAGGAUGGAUGA